AUGGAAGUCGUCCACCAUCAGCCCGCCUCGGCGCGGGUCGUCGACGCCAAGGACGAGGGCCUCAUGUGCCUCGAGCUCCAAGAUGGCUCAACCUUCCAGGGCUACAGCUUUGGUGCCAACAAGAGCAUCGCUGGAGAGCUCGUCUUCCAGACGGGCAUGGUCGGCUACCCGGAGUCUAUCACGGACCCGUCCUACCGCGGCCAGAUCCUCGUCAUCACCUUCCCCCUUGUGGGUAACUACGGUGUGCCCUCUCGCGAAGCCACCGACAAGCUUCUGGGAGACCUGCCCGAGUAUUUCGAGGCCAACCAGAUCCACAUCGCCGGUCUCGUUACCGCCUCCUACACCGGCGAGGACUACUCUCACCACCUUGCAACCUCCUCCCUGGGCACCUGGCUCAAGGAGCAGGGCAUCCCCGCUGUCUACGGUAUCGACACGCGAGCUCUUACGAAGCGCAUCCGAGUCGAGGGUAGCAUGCUUGGUCGACUGAUGAUGCAAAAGGACGACAAGAGCAAUGGAGUACCCAACGGAGUCAAUGGCGCCGCCACUCACGUCGCUAAGAAGUACACAAAAUCGGACUUCGAGACGAUCGAGUGGGUCAACCCGAACGAGAAGAACCUUGUCGCUGAGGUAUCCAUCAAGGAACCGAAGCUAUACAAGCCGAACCCAGAGAUUGCCCUUAAGCAUCCCUCUGGACGCACCCUGCGUGUCCUCUGCCUCGAUGUCGGUAUGAAGUUCAACCAGCUCAGGUGCUUCCUGAAGCGUGGAGUCGAGGUCAUGGUUUGCCCCUGGGACUAUGAUUUCUCCACCGAAGCGGGAAAGGAGUACGACGGUCUCUUCGUUUCCAACGGCCCUGGUGACCCAGCUGUCAUGAAGGAUACUGUCAAGCACAUCUCCGCCACCAUGGCGAAGAACCGAACACCGGUCUUCGGUAUCUGCCUUGGACACCAACUCCUUGCCCGCGCGGCUGGCGCCGACACCGUCAAGAUGAAGUUUGGCAACCGAGGACACAACAUUCCUUGUACAAGUAUGGUUACUGGAAAGUGCCACAUCACAUCUCAGAACCACGGUUAUGCCGUUGACUCCAGCACUCUGCCCACCGAGUGGAAGGAGCUCUUUGUGAACGCCAACGACGGUAGCAAUGAGGGUAUCAUGCAUGUCAACAAGCCCUACUUCAGCGUGCAAUUCCACCCCGAAAGCACUCCUGGUCCUCGAGACACUGAGUACCUCUUUGACGUCUUCAUCAACACUAUUGUCGACUGUGCCAAGGACAACAGCUUGUUGAACGCUCCUGUCAAGUUCCCGGGCGGCACCAUUGCGGAGAACGAGGCACGACACCCGCGAGUUCACGUCAAGAAGAUCUUGGUCCUCGGCAGUGGCGGUCUGAGCAUUGGUCAGGCCGGAGAGUUUGACUACUCGGGUAGUCAGGCCAUCAAGGCUCUGAAGGAGGAGGGUAUCUACACUGUCCUCAUCAACCCCAACAUUGCCACAAUCCAGACUUCGAAGGGUCUGGCCGACAAGGUGUAUUUCCUCCCAGUCACAGCCGACUUUGUUCGUAAGGUUAUCCAGUACGAGCGACCGGAUGCCAUUUACGUCACCUUCGGUGGUCAGACUGCUCUGCAAGUGGGUAUUCAGCUCAAGGAUGAGUUUGAAGAGCUUGGUGUCAAGGUGCUUGGUACUCCAAUUGACACCAUCAUUACCACCGAGGACCGUGAGCUGUUCGCUUGCAGCAUGGAGUCUAUUGGCGAGAAAUGCGCCAAGUCAGCUUCAGCCAACAACGUCGAGGAGGCUAUGCGCGUCGUCAAGGACAUCGGAUUUCCCGUCAUUGUCCGAGCUGCAUACGCCCUCGGUGGACUUGGAAGUGGUUUCGCCAACAAUGAUGAGGAACUGCUUGCACUUUGCAAUAAGGCUUUCGCCGUCAGUCCCCAAGUCCUGAUCGAGCGGAGUAUGAAGGGCUGGAAGGAGAUCGAGUACGAAGUUGUCAGAGAUGCCCAGGACAACUGCAUCACUGUGUGUAACAUGGAAAACUUCGAUCCCCUCGGAAUCCAUACUGGUGACUCCAUCGUUGUUGCCCCCUCGCAGACCUUGUCCGACGAGGAUUACAACAUGCUGCGAACGACCGCAGUCAACGUCAUUCGCCACCUCGGUGUCGUUGGCGAGUGCAACAUCCAGUAUGCUUUGAACCCCGAUUCCAAGGAGUACUGUAUCAUCGAAGUCAACGCUAGAUUGUCCCGAUCGUCUGCAUUGGCCUCCAAAGCUACUGGAUAUCCUCUAGCAUUCAUUGCCGCCAAGUUGGGCUUGAACAUCCCUCUCAAGGACAUCAAGAACUCCGUCACCAAGAGCACAUGCGCAUGCUUCGAGCCAUCUUUGGACUACGUCGUAGUCAAGAUGCCCAGGUGGGACUUGAAGAAGUUCACCAGGGUCUCCACACAGCUGGGCUCUUCUAUGAAGAGUGUUGGUGAAGUCAUGAGCAUAGGCCGAAGCUUCGAAGAGGCCAUCCAGAAGGCCAUACGAUCCGUCAACUUUAGCAACCUUGGAUUCAACGAGACGAAGGCUCUCAUGUCCUUGGAUGACGAGCUCCAAACCCCAUCGGACCAGCGUCUCUUUGCUAUUGCGAACGCCAUGCACCAGGGAUACUCUGUUGACAAGAUCUGGGAGCUGACCAAGAUCGACAAGUGGUUCUUGAACAAGCUGAUGGGCCUGAACAACUUUGCCAAGUCCAUGACCCAGUACAAGGUUGACGAUGUGGCGCAGCGUCCUGAUCUCCUUCUUCAGGCAAAGCGUCUCGGAUUCAGUGAUCAGCAGCUGGCCAAGUUCAUCUCCUCGACGGAACUUGAGAUCCGAGAGCUGCGACUUGAUGCCGGCAUCACGCCCUUCGUAAAGCAGAUUGAUACCGUUGCUGCAGAGUUCCCUGCAUUCACCAACUAUCUUUACCUGACCUACAAUGCGUCGGAGCACGAUAUCCCCUUCAACGACAAUGGUGUGAUGGUUCUCGGUUCCGGAGUAUACCGUAUCGGUUCAUCAGUCGAGUUUGAUUGGUGCUCCGUCAGGGCCAUCCGUACAUUACGCGAGCAAGGCUUCAAAACGAUCAUGGUAAAUUAUAAUCCGGAGACUGUAUCCACGGACUACGAUGAGGCCGAUCGGCUGUACUUCGAGAACAUCACGAUGGAGACUGUGCUUGAUAUCUACCAGAUGGAGGGCGCCAGCGGUGUGCUUGGAGCCAUGGGUGGUCAGACACCUAAUAACAUCGCACUCCCACUGCAUCAUGCUGGUGUCAAGGUCUUGGGAACGUCGCCAGAGAUGAUUGACAAUGCAGAGAACAGAUUCAAGUUCUCUCGUACUCUGGACAGAAUUGGCGUUGACCAGCCUACCUGGAAGGUAUUGACGAGCUUUGAGGAUGCCAAGUCAUUCUGCCAGAAGGUCACUUACCCGGUGCUCGUUCGACCUUCGUACGUGCUUUCCGGUGCCGCCAUGAACACAGUCUACUCAGAAGCAGAUCUCGAGUCCUACCUGGAACAAGCUGUGGAUGUUUCUCCCUCGCACCCGGUCGUUAUCACGAAAUAUAUUGAGAACGCCAAGGAAAUCGAGAUGGACGCCGUGGCUCAGGAUGGCAAGGUCAUCGGCCACUUUAUCUCUGAGCACGUUGAGAACGCGGGUGUGCACUCAGGUGACGCCACACUCAUUCUGCCGCCUCAGGAUCUCGAGAAAACGACCAUUGAGCGUAUUGAGGACGCAACCAGAAACAUUGGCGCAGCCUUGAACGUCACUGGUCCGUUCAACAUCCAGUUCAUUGCCAAGGACAACGAUAUCAAGGUGAUUGAAUGCAAUGUCCGCGCUUCGCGAUCCUUCCCAUUCGUGUCCAAGGUCAUGGGCGUGGACCUCAUUGAGAUGGCGACCAAGGCUAUCAUGGGCUUGCCAGUUGCCGCGUACCCCCCGACCACGAUUGUGCCAGAUUGCGUCGGUGUCAAGGUGCCGCAGUUCAGUUUCUCUCGACUUUCUGGUGCUGACCCGGUCCUGGGUGUAGAGAUGGCUUCCACUGGAGAAGUGGCUUGCUUCGGUGCUGACAAGUAUGAGGCUUACUUGAAGGCGCUCAUCGCAACUGGCUUUAAGAUCCCGAAGGCCAACGUCUUGCUCUCUAUCGGUUCUUAUAAGGACAAGAAGGAGAUGCUGCCAUCGAUUGCGAAAAUGCAGAAGAUGGGCUACAAGCUGUUCGCAACCGCGGGUACUGCCGACUUCUUGCAAGAGAACGGCAUUCCAGUUCAGUAUCUGGAAGUUCUCGGAAACGAAGAGGAAGAUCAACGAUCUGAGUACUCCUUGUCGCAGCAUCUUUCCAACAACAUGAUUGACCUGUACAUCAACCUGCCAUCCAACAACAAAUACCGUCGACCUGCCAACUAUAUGAGCAAAGGCUACCAAACCAGACGAAUGGCCGUUGACUACCAGAUCCCGUUGGUUACCAACGUCAAGAACGCCAAGAUCCUUAUCGAGGCUAUUGCCAGACACUUCGACCUUGAGGUCAGAAACCGCGAUUACCAGACAAGCCACAGGACUAUUGUCUUGCCUGGGCUGAUCAAUAUCGCCGCCUUCGUUCCUGGCAUUGUGUCUCAGGGCAGCCGCGAUCUUCAGGCUGUGACAAAGGCUUCUGUCGCUGCUGGGUUUACCAUGAUCCGUGUGAUGCCCCUUGGUGUUGAUGGCUCCAUCACCGAUGCCAAGAGCUUGAAGUUGGCCCAACAGAACAGCAAGCGCGGCGGUUACUGUGAUUACAAUUUCUCAGUAUCUGCAACUUCUGACAACGCAGAGCAGAUCACUCAAGUCACUAGCGAAGUUGGCUCCUUGUUUAUUCCCUUCAAUCACUUGUCGGAUAACAUCAACAAGGUCGCAGCUGUCAUGGCCCACUUUGACUCAUGGCCGACUCACAAGCCCAUCUUGACGGAUGCCAAGACUACCGAUCUUGCCUCCAUCUUGCUGCUCGCCAGCCUGCACAACCGACGUAUUCAUGUCAGCAGUGUUACUACCAAGGAGGACAUUCACCUGAUUGCCCUGAGCAAGGCCAAGAGCCUCAACGUCACCUGUGAUGUGUCCAUCUACUCGCUGUAUCUAACAAGAGAGGAUUACCCAGAGUGCCAGGCCCUGCCUACUUUGGCCGACCAAAAGGCUCUGUGGGAUCACCUUAACACCAUCGACGUGUUCUCUAUUGGCAGUCUGCCAUACCAGCUUGCUCGCAGCAAGCAGGCACAAACCGAUUCGGCCGUGGGCAUCACAGAUGCUCUGCCGCUCCUGCUGACCUCGGUUACGGAGGGUAGAUUGACCAUUGAUGAUAUCAAGGCGCGUCUAUACGAUAACCCUAAGGAGAUCUUUGAACUCCACGAGCAAGUCGCUACCUCUGUUGAAGUUGAGAUUGACCGACCUUACGUCGUCCCCACUACUUCAACCUGGUCUCCUUUUGCUGGCAAGACCAUGCGCGGAGCGGUACAAAGAGUCACCUUUGGCGACAAGACUGUCUGUCUUGAUGGCGAAACGCUUCCCCUUGAGCCUCUUGGCAAAGACAUGUCAACCCACGGCAGCAUGCCGGCGCCUAUGUCACCUCCCAUCAAGCCUAUGACCCAGGCCCUUGGCAGCUUCACUCCUAACACCCAGAAUGGAAGGCGUCCUUCUGUUGUUGGACAGAGGUCUUCUUUCAAGCCACGAGCUCUGGACGGUCUCAUGGAUGGCGACCAAAGAGUGUCUUCCACUGGCGAUGACUUCGGCCUGCCUUUAUCUAUGGGACAGCCGGCAUUUGAUCCUCUGCGGGACUUGCUGAGACAGCCCUCGUCAUUCAAGAACUCCCAUGUUCUGUCUGUCUCCCAGUAUACCCGCUCGGAUCUGCACCUUCUGUUCACGGUCGCUCAAGAGAUGCGCCUGGGUGUUCAAAGGGAAGGUGUGCUGAGCACUUUGAAGGGCAGAGUCCUCACAACCUUGUUCUACGAGCCUUCGACGCGUACAUCAGCCUCGUUUGACGCUGCCAUGCAGCGUCUCGGUGGCAGAACGAUUGCCAUCUCGACGACACACUCGUCUGUCCAGAAGGGUGAGACUCUGCAGGAUACGCUGAGGACCCUGGGCUGCUAUGGUGAUGCCAUUGUCCUGCGCCACCCCGAGGAGAGCUCCGUCGAUGUUGCCAAGAAGUUCAGUCCCGUACCGGUGAUCAACGGUGGCAACGGCAGCAAGGAGCACCCCACCCAAGCCUUCCUUGAUCUCUUCACUAUUCGUGAAGAGCUCGGUACCGUACAGGGUCUUACCAUCACCUUCGUUGGUGACCUCUUGUACGGCCGCACCGUGCACUCGCUGGUCUACCUCCUCCAGCACUACCAGGCUCGAGUGCAGCUUGUGUCUCCCAAGUCGCUCCGGUUGCCAGCCAAGAUCCGUGAGCAGCUAGUGUCCUCUGGACAGCUCGUAUGCGAGUCGGAGACAUUGACGAAGGAGAUUCUCGAGAGGAGUGACGUCUUGUACUGCACCAGGGUACAGAAGGAGCGGUUCCCGAGUGUGGAGGAGUAUGAGGCUGUCAAGGACUCGUACCGCAUUGACAACGCAACGCUGAAGCAUGCUAAGAGCACUCUGGCUGUAUUGCAUCCUCUCCCGAGGAACGAGGAGGUCGCUGAGGAGGUUGAUUUCGAUCAGCGAGCGGCAUAUUUCAGACAGAUGAGAUACGGUCUGUACUGUCGCAUGGCCUUGCUGGCCUUGGUCAUGUCGCCUUGA
Messenger RNA from Neoarthrinium moseri, 6729 nucleotides. RefSeq lists its product as uncharacterized. Bases 1 to 6729 code for a protein of 2242 amino acids. Gene Ontology annotation, cellular component: cytosol; cytoplasm. Gene Ontology annotation, molecular function: metal ion binding; ATP binding; carbamoyl-phosphate synthase (glutamine-hydrolyzing) activity. NCBI's taxonomy places the organism in Eukaryota, Fungi, Ascomycota, Sordariomycetes, Amphisphaeriales, Apiosporaceae. Gene Ontology annotation, biological process: L-glutamine metabolic process; L-citrulline biosynthetic process; UTP biosynthetic process. The transcript has 3 exons. The record is from RefSeq and is a predicted model, not a curated record.